Carica papaya (papaya) is the source of this 1316-nucleotide messenger RNA. NCBI's taxonomy places the organism in Eukaryota, Viridiplantae, Streptophyta, Magnoliopsida, Brassicales, Caricaceae. The record is from RefSeq and is a predicted model, not a curated record.
UCUUCAUCAAUUCCCAAGCUUGAGAACUAAAAAGGUAUAGCUAGUUUUACAAUGGCUAUAAUAUGUUCAUUUUCCAAGUUACUUUUUGUUGCAAUAUGUCUUUUUGGUCAUAUGAGCUUGUCAUAUUGUGAUUUUUCUAUUGUGGGCUAUUCGCAAGAUGACUUGACAUCUACUGAGAGACUUAUUCAGCUCUUUAACUCGUGGAUGUUGAAGCACAACAAGAAUUACAAGAAUGUUGAUGAGAAACUUUACAGAUUUGAAAUUUUUAAGGAUAAUCUUAAAUAUAUUGACGAGAGAAACAAGAUGAUUAACGGCUAUUGGCUCGGAUUAAACGAGUUUUCUGAUUUGAGCAAUGAUGAAUUCAAGGAAAAGUAUGUUGGUUCCCUUCCUGAAGAUUAUACAAACCAACCUUAUGAUGAAGAGUUUGUUAAUGAAGAUGUUGUCGAUUUGCCCGAGAGUGUUGAUUGGAGAGCAAAAGGAGCUGUCACUCCUGUUAAACAUCAAGGCUAUUGCGAAAGUUGUUGGGCAUUCUCAACUGUUGCAACUGUGGAGGGAAUAAAUAAGAUUAAAACUGGAAAUUUAGUAGAAUUAUCGGAGCAAGAACUUGUUGACUGUGACAAACAGAGCUAUGGGUGCAAUCGAGGUUAUCAAUCGACUUCGCUUCAGUACGUGGCUCAAAAUGGUAUUCACUUGAGAGCAAAGUACCCAUAUAUUGCAAAGCAACAAACUUGUCGCGCCAACCAAGUGGGAGGUCCGAAAGUGAAAACUAAUGGGGUUGGACGUGUGCAAUCAAAUAAUGAAGGGUCUCUCUUAAAUGCAAUUGCGCAUCAACCUGUGAGCGUGGUGGUUGAAUCCGCUGGAAGAGAUUUCCAAAAUUAUAAAGGGGGAAUAUUUGAGGGAUCAUGCGGAACCAAGGUAGAUCAUGCUGUAACAGCAGUUGGAUAUGGAAAAAGUGGAGGAAAAGGUUAUAUACUCAUAAAGAAUUCAUGGGGUCCAGGAUGGGGUGAGAAUGGGUAUAUAAGAAUCAGAAGAGCCUCUGGAAACUCCCCGGGAGUGUGUGGAGUUUAUAGAAGCUCAUACUAUCCUAUUAAAAAUUGAGAUAAUGGGCUUUUAUACUAUCACUUACAUACAUAUAUAUAUAUGUGUGUGUGUGUGUCACUUUUAGACUUAUCUGUGUGUUUACUAUAAUAAAAUCGUUGGAUUAAUAAUUUAUGUAAUCCUGUACAUCAAAGUUUGUUGAGACAAACUUUUUGUAUUACAUGUAUUUUCUGUAAUAGUGUUUGUUUGGAUUGAAUAAACUUUUAUAUAUACUUCAA